CGCCGGCCGCGAGUGGCGCCUAGGGUUUAUGGUUCCGUGGCGUAAUGGCGGCGUGAGUCCUCCGUUUCGGCCGUCGACUUCCUGCGUGUGCCAAAAAUAUGAAUUUUUGCAGAGCGGCAAACCGCGCCACUUCUCCCAUUUUGUAGAUCCCAUCCCUUCCAUACUUUCCGGCGGCGUUUUUCUCCGCGACAUUGUCCAGAAAUGGGCAUUGAACCGUCAGGAAGCCCUAGCCGUAGACUCCAAGCUCCCUUUCUGAAAAGGACGAAUGCUAGAAUUACCGUGAAACCUUAUAAAAAUCAAGCCUUUGACGCACCGUCCCACAAGUUGACGGAGAAAGACUCCUGCUUGCUACUCCCAUGCGGUACUGCCUCUCCUUCUUCAUCCGACGCCGUCGCCGCCGCAAACCCAUUGGCGUCUGACCUUAUCAGAAGGGGCGUGGCCUGCUUCCCCAAGAUCAACUUCCGUGGCUGGACGCCUCCGGGCCUCGGCUGGGAGGCCUGGGUAAGAGACAUGGGUUCGGAUCCGAAGGUUGUCAAGGCUUGGCGUGAGGUUGAGAUUGAAGAUGCCGUCUUGGGUUCCGUCAACUACAUUAAGCCCGACCAGUCUUUGUUGGAAGCUUUGUCCGGUUUCUGGUGCCCUGUUACACGCACUUUCAUUUUUCCAUGGGGCGAAGCCACAUUCACGCUUGAGGAUGCUUAUGUUAUUGGCAACCUCCCAAUUUCAGGAUCUAGAUUUGAUAGAGAAUUGACUGAUGAAGAAAAUGAUCGUAUGCUGAGGCUGUAUGUGGAGAAGGAGAAGAUUCGGGAGCUUCAUCCAAAGGCAAAGUCUUUACGCAGAGUCACUCUUGAUAUUUGGCUGCAGUGGUUCCUGGAAUUGCACGGCGAGGAUGAUCUUAAAUAUCUUGGAUUCUUGGCAUAUUGGUUAUCCAAGAAUGUGUUGCCGCCCUAUCCUUCCGGAGAGGUUCCCAAAAUGGUAUUUGGUCUCGCUGCUAGGCUUAGCUGUGGGGAUCGGAUUGCUCUCGCAUCACUUGUCACUGCUAAUAUAUAUCAUGAUCUGUCAAACAUCUCGAACUUUGUCUUGAAUUCAUCCAGAAAGAGAAGAGGUAAUAAGGUUGAUGUUUGGGCGCAGUUUGGACUUCUUCAAGUUUGGGUUUGGGCAAGAUUCGAGAGCUUGUGCCCAUUUCCAUUAGGUGCAGGUCCUUUGGUGUCAGAGUCUUGUAUCAGUCGACCGGGCAACAAAGCAAGUGCCAUGAAUUAUGAGGAAGCUCUUAGUGUUUUUCAGGACGAGAAGUCCUUUACAUGGAGACCAUAUUCUCUAAAAUCUAGUUGGAAAGAACCUCCUUGGUAUGGCGAGCAGACACGGAAAGUCCAUGUUGAAGACAACAUGCCUGCUUGGGCAUAUGAUUAUGUCACAAUCACCUCGCCAUCAACAUUGCAGGGUUUCUUUGGUGAUGAUUUAAUCUCAUCGGAAAGGUAUCAGCCUCACCGGGUUGCUAGGCAGUUUGGUUAUGAUCAAUCAAUCCCAAUCUCAAGUGACUCUCUAUCGACAUGGAUUGCUGGCAAUCACCACAAGAUAGGGGAAUAUGUGAUGAUCCCCAAGCUAACAAGAAGCGGUGUGCCAAGGAGCGAGUACCUAGUUUGGUGGCAAAUGCACCAACUUGAAUAUCAACAAACUAUAGAUAAAUUUGGUUCAGCACCAAAUUUACUGGAUAUUCAUCAAACUCAAUCUAAGGUGAAAGAGAAAAAUCCAGUUGAAGAUUUUGCUGUCGAAGGAGCUAAUUUCGGAGGGCAUAAAUCUCAAAAUAAUGAGUUAGAUAAGUGUUCAAAGAGGAAAAGAGAGUCAAAAGAUGAGCAUAACUCUUCAAGUAGUGAGCUUGAUAAGUGUUCUAAGGGAAGUAAGUUCGAAGCAGAUUGCAUUAGCAUGAAUGAGGAAACUUUAUCUGUUCCUUCCAGAGAUGUCAUUGUACUUGAUUCCGAUAGUGACAACUGUGUUACCGACUCAGAAGAAGAGCAAACGAGGCUGGUGGAUGAGCUGGAGGAAUUUGUCUGCUGUGGACUUUUAGCUGAGUGGGAGCCAAGUUCCCCGGGACCUGAUAAUGAAAAGAAUUGCAGGAAUUGGUACAUUGAUAAUGUCGGAAAUUAUGAAGAUCCUUAUGGGCAAGAGGCAAUUAGGAUGCAUACUCAUUUCUUUAAGCUUAUUCCCCAGAAACCACACUACAGAGGCUUGCUAGAUGACAAUGUUAGUGAAGAAGUUAAGCGUGAUGUCCACCUUUCAAAGUGGUACAGGCUCGUAGACUUGAUGAGGAAAGCAUUGGAGACGACAUGUCGAACAGACCCUUUGGAGGUUGAAAACCUGAUGGCCGAAGCUCGGAAGUUUGAGGAAUUUGGUUUCAAUGUCAAACAUGUAAUUGCACGUUUGAAAGAACCGCAGGUUCGAUUAAGGAGACUCGAGGAUGCUAGAAGUAGGCUAGAAGAUGCUAAGGAUAGAGAAAAACAAGCACAAGAAGUGAUUGCUUUUAAGAAACAUGUUAAUGACCUUGGCAGCAAGUUGCGAGAAAUUGAGGACAAAAUCGAGAAAACUCAAGAAGCUUUUGGUAUGACAGAGCCUGGAUUCGACACAAAUAUGAAGAAUUUACGUAAGGAAGUGGAAACUGCUGAAGCUAAUCUGCGUGCAAUUGAACACAAAGUCGAGUCCAUGAGCAACAAUGCUCAAAAGUGAAGAUUCAAAACGAUCGAUUGACUUCUCAAUAAUUAAUCCAUACAAAUUGUACUUGAUUAGUUUCUGUAAAUUGCAUGUAAAUGCUGAAUUAUGUUUGCUUACUCGGCCAAUUUUGAAGGGAUUCAAUAGCUUCAUGUUUU
This is a messenger RNA of Zingiber officinale, 2858 nucleotides long. RefSeq lists its product as uncharacterized. The coding region runs from base 202 to 2718 and encodes 838 amino acids. The transcript has 2 exons. Gene Ontology annotation, biological process: meristem development; meristem maintenance. NCBI's taxonomy places the organism in Eukaryota, Viridiplantae, Streptophyta, Magnoliopsida, Zingiberales, Zingiberaceae. The record is from RefSeq and is a predicted model, not a curated record.